UAAAGAAUAAAAGAACUCAUCAUCAGGAAACCCAGAACAGGAAGUAACUGAAAUCGGAGGACUGUGGGUGUGGGCAUAAUGGCGUUGUCUCUCUCUGCUCAAACGCUUCUCCUCCAUCUCUCGAUCCAGCUGGCUGUAAUGAUUGUUGGUGUAAUGGGUUCGAACGCGAUGCCUAUGGUUAUGAAUGGGCAGAGAGAGUUCGAUUACUUCGCGUUGGCGUUGCAAUGGCCCGGCACAUUCUGUCGCCGAACCCGCCAUUGCUGUUCCUCCAAUGCCUGCUGCCGCGGCUUGAAUGCUCCAACUGAAUUUACAAUCCAUGGACUGUGGCCUGACUAUAAUGAUGGGACCUGGCCUGCCUGUUGCACCCGAUCCAAUUUUGAUGAAAAGGAGAUCUCAACAUUGCUUGAUGGUCUGGAGAAGUAUUGGCCGUCAUUAAGUUGUGGUUCAUCAUCAAACUGCCAUGGUGGAAAAGGAUCAUUUUGGGCGCAUGAGUGGGAGAAACAUGGGACGUGUUCCUUUCCAGUAAUCCGAGAUGAAUACAGUUAUUUUUUAACAGUCCUCAAUGUCUAUUUCAAAUAUAAUGUCACACAAGUUCUGAAUGAAGCUGGAUACCUUCCUUCCAAUACCGAAAAGUACCCUCUUGGAGGCAUUGUUUCUGCCAUUGAGAAUGCUUUCCACGCAACUCCAUUACUGGUGUGCUCAAAAGGCUCUGUACAGGAACUUCAUUUAUGCUUCUAUAAGGAUUUCAAGCCACGGGACUGUGCAGUUGGAUCUGGCAUUCACAAUGACAUGAUCUCUUCAAAAAGCUCUUGUCCUCCUUAUGUCAGCCUGCCAACUUACGUUUCACGUGGACUUGACAGUGCUGAAACUACCCUUUCAUGGAUGCCUGAUGAUGAAGUUCUUUAAGAUCUUGACAGUAAGUACGGGUUGUAAAAUGCUUUCUGUAAUUUAUAUCUGAUAAUGGAGAUAUCAGUGGACAUGUAUUCUAUCCA
Molecule: messenger RNA, 992 nt
Organism: Corylus avellana
Lineage: Eukaryota; Viridiplantae; Streptophyta; Magnoliopsida; Fagales; Betulaceae
Gene: RNS2
Product: ribonuclease 2
Biological process (GO): RNA catabolic process
Cellular component (GO): extracellular region
Molecular function (GO): ribonuclease T2 activity; RNA binding
Source: RefSeq, a predicted model, not a curated record